Molecule: messenger RNA, 2124 nt
Organism: Phaedon cochleariae (mustard beetle)
Lineage: Eukaryota; Metazoa; Arthropoda; Insecta; Coleoptera; Chrysomelidae
Source: the annotation of a GenBank genome assembly
AUGAGUGAAGAAAAAUCAGUUUUUAUACCUUCAGGAAUUGUUGAAGUUAUCGAAUCUAAGGGCAAUUAUAUUCAUGCCAGUAUAGAUAACUUCGAUUUGAAUGAAGAGACAAUUGACGGUAAAGGUACAACCCAUUCUAUGGCAAUGGUAGUAUUUCAGCAGCCUGGUGAUUCUCUAUCAUCUCACACCGAGAUUCACAAAAGUAAAGGGUACUCAUUGAGUACUGAAGAUGUUGAAUCAGUUACUCAAAGUUUGACUAGAUACAGAAAACCUCCAAUUCGACCCGAGCCAGUCAAAUUUGUACCGUCAGUUGAAGUAAAUCGCGAAAAUUAUGAUUUUUCAAAGAAAACCAAUUUGGUAUGGAGAGUUUUGCGAUAUAUAAAUCAAGAAUCUCCAUUCCUGAGCUGGACAGAUUACAAUAAUGUGAUAUCCAAAAAUAAGAUAACAGUUUCAAAUAUUGCAUAUUUACCAUUUUUAAAUGCUCCACCAACAGAAUAUGAUACUAUUUAUACAGCAAUGAUUCAGUUGGUACAAUUAGCAGAGGCUCUGAAUCAAAAACAUAUAGUUAUCACAGCAGAUUUAGCAAUAUACUCCAAAGCUAGAGAAAUAAUGUGGAAUAAACCUACUUUGUUGGAUGGGAAAGUUACAUUACAAUUGGGCGGUAUGCAUCUUACCAUGGCUCUUAUUGCUAGUAUUGGAUACAUUUUUGGUGACGGCGGUCUCAGUUCAAUGUUAGUUGAAACUGGAAUUUAUGCAGAAAAUUCCUGUAAAUUGAUGUUGGAUGGCAAGCAAUAUGCCAGGUCUAUUCGAGGACUUACCCUUGCCACAGAUGCUUUAUCGAGGUUAUUAUUCAACUCUUUUUUGAGUUGGUAUGAAGAAUCCAAUGAUGGUACUAUUCUGACCAAGGAUUUGGAGCAGAUAAUGAAAACAGUAAAUCAAGAGUUGAAAGAAUUUAUUUUCAAUGAAACCAAUUUCAAGAUAAUGUUGAAGGAUAUAGAAGAAUUCGAAACGGCUCUGACGAAUUUUCUUGCCAUUGGUUUCUCUUCUGCAACAUUUAAGUAUUGGUAUUCUUUUAUCGAAGCAGUAGAUCUCCUUUGGAAAAUGUUGCGGGCUGAAAGAGAUGGAGACUUUGAUUCUCAUCUAUGUUCUGUUUUCGAUUCGCUGCCAUAUUUAACAGCAGCUGGUCGUAACCUUUAUUCAAAAUGGGUUCCUGUAUAUUUGAAUGACAUGAAGAUGCUCAAGACUGAAGUUCCAUAUAUGUAUCAUUUCUUGGAAAAAGGCAAUUUCGUUGUGAAAAAAACAAAGGAGAAGAUAUUCAAUUGCGUUGCAUCUGAUAUGGCUUUAGAACAGUCAAUCAAUCGUGAUUGUAAAAGUUCUACGGGGGUUAUAGGAUUUUCGAGAAAACCAGCGGCCCUUCUUCGCUGGCUAGUCACUAGACAUUCACUAGGAGAUUUUUCACAGAAAUUUGUAGAAGCGACAAUGGGUGACAAUAGUAAAGUAAGAAAAGAUGGCCAGAUAAUGAGUAAUAGGAAUGAAGCUGAUGUGAAGAAAAUAAUGUCAACUAUAGAAGAAAGCUGGUGUAAUCCAUUUUGUUUGCGAAGUGCCCCGCUAUCGUUGAUCAAUAUAUGCACUGGAAAAAUUGUAGACGAAUCAAUAGAGAAAAAUUUGACGACUUUUCUAGAUACAUCAAUGAAAAAAAUACAAACUCAGUGGAACAAUUUUCAAAACGUCAGUUUUUGGAAACCGCUCAAAAGGGACAAAAUUGCAACUUUCAAGGAAACCAAAAUUGUAGCGAGAAUGGCUUCCAAAGGAUCUUGUAUCGGUUCAGAACUCAUGUUUCGUAGAGUGAUUUGUGCUGCGCGUUCACAAGACAUGGAUCUUUCCAAUAUUUUAUCUUAUGAACUUACAUCGGUACCAGCAUCUUUGUUCAAUGAGGAUGGUUCAGUGAGAAAAACAGUGAAAUCCGAAUUAGCCAAACAAUUGGAAUCAUUCACGGAAUCUCAUGUUGAAUGUGAAAAUCUGGAUUCUGUUAUAAUAGACGGCGCGGAGAUCGGUGUUGCCGGUAUUGAAAGAUAUAGUGAUCUAGGAAUGUGGCACGAUGCACGAUUCAGUCUUCCUGAAUAG